GGGAUGCGGAAGAUCGCCGGAAAUUACGUUUAGAUUUUCAACUCUAAAGUUUUUUUUCUCGCACCACUUUUUCCACGCCGCGCCCUGAACAAAUGAAGAGACCAAUACCGAAACCUAAUCUUUGCCGUUCGCUAUUCUCCAUGUCAAUCUCUCCGACCAGCUCCCGUACUUGAGUGAAAGAUGGCGGCGCAAACGGACCGCGGCGUCCCGCUCAGCACGCUUUGUCCCAAGUUUCUUCAUUCAAAUUCCACCAGCCACACCUGGCCCUUCAGCGCCAUAGCUGAGCUCAUAGACAAUGCCUAUGAUCCAGAUGUCAGCGCCAAACAGUUCUGGAUCGAUAAGACUGUGCUCAAAGGACAAGAAUGCCUCAGCUUUAUGGAUAAUGGUAAUGGACUGGACCAUGAAACGAUGCACAGGAUGCUCAGCUUUGGGUACAGCGAUAAGGUCGCUGUGAAGGGCGUGGCCCCAAUCGGCAUGUAUGGCAACGGGUUCAAGUCUGGAUCCAUGCGUCUCGGCAAGGACGCCAUCGUGUUCUCAAAGUCUGAGAAGGUCUCCUGCGUCGGGAUGCUCUCUCAAACCUACCUGGAAAAGAUUGGCGCCAACCAAAUAAGUGUUCCUAUCGUCUGCUUUGAAAAAAGGAAUCCUUCCUAUGUUGUAAGAGAGGAGCAGAAAUCCAGCCUGAAGGACAUCCUGGAGUAUUCCCCUUUCAAGACAGAGCGAGAUCUGCUUACCGAGGUCAAUGCCAUCACCAGCUGUUCCGUCAAGUCAACGGGCACACGGAUCAUCAUCUGGAACCUCUGCAGGCCGUCCACUAGAUCCACGGAGUUUGAUUUUGAGACGGACCGCUACGACAUCCGAAUUCCACCCGUCGUGCACGAGGAAACGAACGACGCGCAGCCUCCGGUCACGGCCAAUUUACACAUCCCUGAGAGUUUAAACUCACUGCGGGCCUACUGCAGUAUUCUGUACCAAAAGCCGAGGAUGCAGAUCAUCAUUCGGGGUCAGAAAGUGAACACCCAGCUCAUUGCUAAGAGUCUUGCCUUCCGCAUAACGGACCAGUACAGGCCCACAUUCCUUAACAAACCAAUUCCCAUUACUUUUGGCUACAACACCAAAAGUAAGGACCAGUAUGGCAUCAUGAUGUAUUACAAGAACCGGCUCAUCAGAGCCUACGAGCGCAUAGGCUGCCAGCUCAAGGCCAACAACAAAGGCGUUGGGGUCAUUGGGGUCAUAGACUGUUACUUCCUGGAACCUACGCACAACAAACAGAGCUUUAGUGAAACAGAUAAGUACAGGAAAACUAUGUCCAAUUUGGCGACCAAACUGGAGGACUACUGGAAGGAGAUGAGCUACAGGAGAAAAACGGAGCAUCCAAAUUCCACCAUACCAGUGGAAGAUACCUUGAAGCGGCCAGACCAGGCCUGGGCGCAGUGUGAUGAUUGCUUGCGCUGGCGCAAACUCCCGGACGGGAUCGACUGCGACAAGCUGCCGAAGAAAUGGUUCUGCCGCAUGAACCCGGAUCCUCAGUUCAGGAGCUGCCUGGUGGAGGAGGAGGCUGAGGACUCUGAAGAUGAGCAACCAUACUGCAAGACGUAUAAACAACAAGAGAAGGAAGACAGAAAGGCUGAAGAGGAGAAAAGACGAAGGGAGGCCAAAAAGCACGAAGAAGAACAACGUCGGGCUCUUCUCAAGAAGCAAAAAGAGGCCCUGAGACUUCUGCAGACUGCCCGUUCCCCCUCCACCUCGCCGAGGACGGUAAAACAACCGGGUGCUGCUCUUCUAGUUAGAUUUCCUCUCCUGACACAAGCUGCUUACAGCCCCUCCAGUAACAGUGGUCUUCCAGUCAUUUCUUCUGUAUGCUCAUUGGUACCACAUCUUAACAAGAGGAAAAUAACACAACCGGCUACACCAGAAACAACUCUCAAAAAAACUAAAAUCAAUGGGAACUCGGAUACGUCCACAUUCCUCAAUAUGAGCCUACAGAGUUCCCCAUCAGUAAUAAAUGAUGAUGAUGAUGAUGAUGAUGAUACAGAUGAGGACAUUUCCAUUUUGGAAACCACCAGUAGCCCCAGCGUGAAAAAAGUCAAGAUGGAGCCCACAUCAUCACUUGAAGAGUUGUUGCUUUGGGAGUGCAAUGAUGAUGAUGAUAAUGACGCCCCAGAGACGAGUGUUGCAGGGACAGCCUGCGCAGGGUCUGCAGCUGCGGGAACCAGUCCCACCCCGGGACCCCCUCUACCGGUGUCCAGCAGCACCACCCAGACAGAAGGACCCAAAAUAAAGAUGGAAGAGGAGGAGCAAUUUAAGACUGAAGAGGAGGAGAGAGCGUGCCACAGCAAAUCCACUGAGACAGGUAGUCGGCAGAGUUUGAAUGUGGACAUCGGCGUGUGCACGGCCGAGCAAAGACAGGUAAAGCUUGAGAACGGUGGAGACACUCACCGUGCAAAUCCGACAACCCCGGCCUUGCAGAACAGAACGACACACAGUCUGGAUAGUGACGCGGUUGCGGGAUGUCCCUGUGCGAAUGCGCGUGACGAGAACCAGUCGACGCUUCACUCUCCCAACGUCCCUGCGGCUGUAGAGCCGAUGCAGGCUACAGCUGGAGAGAGAGACCCCUUCCAAGAGCAGGUCCAAAAACUCGCCUUCCAACUGCAAGACAUGCGGAAAAGUCUGCAGGAGCCAUUUCAGGUCAAUGUAAAGAAGGAGUGUUCUCACCAGGCCACCCAGACGGAGGAAACCGGGGGGGGGACGGACUACAAAGCUCUGUUUGAGAAGGCCAAUCAGAAAACGAACGAACUGAUUAAAGAAAAAGAGCUUUUAUUGAGAGCUACUGAGAGCAAUCCGAGUGUUGCAGAGUGUAAAGAGGAAAGCGAUGAUGUGUCGCUGCAUGUUGACCGCCUGAGGAGAGAAUUGGAUGAAAGAACAAAGGAGAGGGAUGAGCUGCUCGCAAAGGUGGACCACCUGCAAACGCAGAAUGACUACCUGCAAAUCUUUUCUAUGGAACAGCAGCAGGGGACGGACAAGGCUCGUGAGAGGAUCACAACUCCACACAGAGCCACGGGUUCCACGGUACAAACGGAUCCAGCGGAACCCGGAUCGAUGGCACAGUCGGACACAAAUCCUGUGUCCGAUGCAUCAAGGAGCUUAAUCGAGCUCCGGCACAACAUCGGGCGUCUUCUCGUCUCCUAUGUGCCGGCUCUGGACCUGGGCCAGGUGAAUUAUGAGUGCAAUGUAAUCGAUGAGAUCCUUGAACAGGUUCUUUCUAAUAAUGGGGAGAUGGAUGCGGGAGAGUCACCGCAUUGACUGAAUUAGCAACUCCUAGAAUCAUGGAAUGAAGAACCACACACCGUCUAUGAUCAAUGUGUAACUUUAUGGUUCUGGGUGAUUAAGGUUAUUUUAAUGUUUUUUAAAAAUUAAAUACCAUAUUGAUUUGCACUCUUUAUCUCAACAGAUGUAUACUGCUAUAAAUGAAUUGUGUGGCAAUACAACUACAGUGUACAAUAAUGAAUGUUAUAUACCAAUCACUUUGGUGAUCGGAUUUUAAGUAAAACCAAAGGCAAAUGUAACAGUAAUUGUCUUCUUUGAUUUGAAUUGUAGCGUGUUCUAUUUGUUUUCUAUGAAAUAUAUUUGUAUAUUUUCUCUUUUACUAUGUGAUGAAAUGCACAUUAUAGUUGGUAUCUGGCUGAACCCUUCUGGUUGGACAAACCUAGAAGAAGGGGUUAUUUCAGAGUGACACUCAAACUUAACUGAAAGAUGAAUCAACAAUCGCCCCCUUGAUGUCUUUUAACAGGCUGUACUGUUUUUUUUUUACAAUGUUUAAUAAAAAAUGAUCAUGGUAAAGUUGAACUACUAACACCAUGUGCAAAAAAUACUCUCUUAUAAGUAAAAGUCUUACAUUCUCAAUAAAACUUCUUGAAAUAUA
Pungitius pungitius (ninespine stickleback) is the source of this 3919-nucleotide messenger RNA. RefSeq names its product MORC family CW-type zinc finger 3a (gene morc3a). The record is from RefSeq and is a predicted model, not a curated record. NCBI's taxonomy places the organism in Eukaryota, Metazoa, Chordata, Actinopteri, Perciformes, Gasterosteidae. The coding region runs from base 181 to 3300 and encodes 1039 amino acids. Gene Ontology annotation, molecular function: ATP hydrolysis activity; zinc ion binding. The transcript has 19 exons. Gene Ontology annotation, cellular component: PML body; nucleus.